Grus americana (Whooping crane) is the source of this 7481-nucleotide messenger RNA. RefSeq names its product cortactin binding protein 2 (gene CTTNBP2). The transcript has 21 exons. The record is from RefSeq and is a predicted model, not a curated record. Gene Ontology annotation, biological process: regulation of synapse organization. Gene Ontology annotation, cellular component: glutamatergic synapse. Gene Ontology annotation, molecular function: protein binding. NCBI's taxonomy places the organism in Eukaryota, Metazoa, Chordata, Aves, Gruiformes, Gruidae. Bases 1580 to 6157 code for a protein of 1525 amino acids.
AGCAUCCAAAUGCUGUUGGAUGCUGUGAAGAAAACAAUGAAAUGCUUAAGAAAGAAAAAAAAAAGAUUUUUCUGCAUGUGAAGAACUGUGACUGGGACCAUUCCUAAAUACAGUGUCAUCAUAAUAGCUUGUUAAUUUAAUUUGUAACUGUGUUGUCAUUAACAUAACUGAAGAGGUGUUGCUGAUAUUGUUUGUUUAGCAAUGAAUGAUAAUGCCAUACCUUAUUUUUUAUAUAUUUAACACUGUUUUUAAGAAAGGAUGCACUUGGUUUUGUGAAAUGCAUUGUGCAGAGUGUAUUGGUUAACCUGGGAUGAAGCUCUAAAACCCCAGUGGAGGCCCUCUACUGCUGAACAGGUUUUAAGAUAUUUGAAGCCAAGAUGAUGUUUAUAAUGUAGGUAUAAUUUCCCAUAGUGAUUUCUUCCUCUUAGUUCACUGUUUCUUAUAAUAAUGGUAUGAUUUCAGGAAAAAAAAAAUUCUAUUACUAUAAAAUACAUCACAUCAAUAUUGCCAUCACCUCUGAAGAAAACAGAAAAGAAAUUUACUGUCAGGUAACAUGAUUAGAAAUGUUGGGAGACUGAGACAUAUGUUCAUCUAUAAGUGUAAAUUCACGCAGGAUUUAUUGUUUGCUCUCUUUAUGUCAUUUCACUUCCCUUCCUUUUUAAGCACUUUCUUGUGUUUGAAUUCUACUUACCAUGUGGGAAAAAAUUAUACUUGGGACAGUGAGCUAUAGCAGGUGGGAUUUAUUUCUAUUACAACUGCAGACUCUCUCCCUCUUGUACUUAUCUCUUGAUUGCAUGAGUUUCAACUCCAUGGUAUAACUGGAGAGUAAAAAACCUGUUAUUUAAAAAUGGUAUUUAUAUUAACUUUUGUUUAAGCGUAGUUUAGUUAAAAAUUAAUUGUAGACACAUCUACAGUGACGUGGAAGAAGCUUCCAGAGCUAGUAAGUUUCAUCUCCUAUCAUAGAGGACAGGGAAUAGUGUACUGUAGCAACAGGCUUCUGAAAAGCUAUUGUAUUGUAAUGCCUGGAUGUCCUGCAUUUUGGUUGGGAUAAAGUUAAUUUUUACAAGAAGUUAGGAGGGGACACAGCCAGGACAGCUGACCCAAAGGGAUAUUUGAUACCAUAUGAUGUCAUGCUCAGUACAUAAUGGGGUGGGGAGGGGCUAGCCAGGGAGGAGGGAUCCAUGCUUGAGGACGGGCUGUGUAUCAGGUCCUGGACAGUGAGCAAAUUGCAUUGUGUAUCACCUGCUUUGUAUAUUCUUUUAUUAGUAUUGUUGUUAUUUCCCUCUCCCUUUGCUGUCCCAGUAAACUGUCUUUAUCCCAACCCACAAGUUUUACCUUUGUCUUCCCAUUCUCCUACCCAUUCACACCAGAUCACCAGAUGUGAGUGAGCAGCCGCAUGGUGCUUUAUUGGCAGCUGGGACUAAACCACCACACUGGGGGUUUUUUCGCCUGUGUGUCUGUUUGUUUGUUUUCGUCUAGCAACCAAGACAAAUUUUAAUCAUUGACUGAGAGGAGGUAUUCCAUAGCUCUUGUCGAUCCCCUGUCGAUCCUGUUUCCCACAUUACAGUUUAGGUUGGAAAUGGAAAAAUCUCAGUUACAGAAUCUUGAGCUGGAGCACAAAAAGCUAUCCGCUCGUCUCGAAGAAGAACGUGGAAAGAAUAAGCAUGUAGUAUUGAUGCUAGUGAAAGAGUGUAAGCAGUUGUCUGGCCGAAUUGUAGAGGAAGCCCAGAAACUGGAAGAAGUGAUGUCAAAAUUUGAAGAGGAAAAGAAAAAGGCUACUGAAUUGGAGGAGUCUCUUGCAGCUGAGAAACAAAGGAGUACACAAAUGGAAGCUCAAAUGGAAAAGCAGCUGUCUGAGUUUGACACAGAGAGAGAGCAGUUGCGUGCAAAACUUCAUAGAGAGGAAGUGCACACCAGCGACCUCAGAGAAGAGAGAGAUAAAAUGAUCAAAAUGAUUGAGCAAUUAAAAAAGGAGAAUGAAAGUAAAACUAAUCUCUCUCUUAAAAAUAAAGAUAAAAAUAAAGAUAGGAGUCUUGUUUCUGUUUCUGUUGAAACAGAAGAGCCAAGUUCAAGAACUGUUGCCUGCCAAACAGAUACCGUAGUGAUGGACAGUAGCACAGAAAAUGUUAAGAAGUUGCCUUUGACUGUAUCUGUAAAGCCUUCUACAGUGAACCCACUAGUGUCUGGCAAUACAAAAAUGAAUGUGUGUGCCAAUGCAGCAUUUGUGAAGCCUGUAAUUGAUAGGCAAUCUUCAUCUAGUGAACUUGUCCCUCCCACCACUCCUGUUCUUACACAGAAUCAAAACAGAAUUGAGGAAAAUGGACAAAGUACAGGCUCAUCACCUGAUGUACCAAGUAGCACUUCCCCUUUUUCAAAUAGUACUUCCCUUUGCACCCCUGCAGCACCGACUGCUGCAGCUCAGAAUUCCUCGCUAACUUCAUCUAUGCACAGUUUGCAUUCACCAUCUGCCAACACUACUGGGCAUCCAGGCCUAAAUCCACGAAUCCAAGCAGCUAGAUUUAGAUUUCAAGCGAAUGCGAAUGAUCAAGACCAAAACGGAAACACAACCCAAAGCCCUCCCUCAAGGGAUGUAUCCCCCACUAGUCGUGACAACCUAGUUGCCAAGCAGGUAGCUCGGAAUACUGUUACCCAAGUCCUUUCGAGAUUUACAAGCCCUCAGAGCGGCGCUCCGCCGCGGUCAGGGACGUCACAUUCAAUGGAAGUUGGCACUUACCCUCCUGUCGGUAGAACGAAUUUAAAGACUCCCAGUGUAUCAAGAAUUGACAGAGGAAAUCCUCCUCCUAUUCCUCCUAAAAAACCAGGGCUUUCGCAAACUCCUUCUCCACCACACCCACAGCUUAAAGUUUUAAUGGAUAGUAGUCGAUCCCCAAAUACAAGUGCAAAAACUGACAGCAAAACAGUGACCUCACCUCUUUCAAGUUCACCACAAGGAAUCAGGGUAAUAAAUGAGGAAAUUAUUUCUAAAUCCUCACCUCAGCUGCCACCAAAACCUGCUAUAGAUUUAUCUGUGGCACCUGCAGGCUGUGCCAUACCAGCCAUAGCCUCAUCUCAGGUGGGUGCCUGGCCUUCCCACUUCCCUGGACUGAACCAACCUGCAUGUUCAGAAAAUUCCUUUGUCAUUCCCACCACCAUUGCCUGUAGCUCCUCCAUAAACCCUGUUAGUGCUUCAUCCUGUAGACCAUGUGAUUCAGACAGCCUCCUGGUAACAGCAUCAGGCUGGUCUUCCUCCCUAACCCCUUUGUUAACAAGUGGUGGUCCUGUCCCCCUGGGUGGCAGGUCCACCCUUCUUCACCAAGCUGCUGCCCAGGGAAAUGUCACUUUAUUAUCAAUGCUGCUUAAUGAAGAAGGACUGGACAUUAAUUACUCUUGUGAAGAUGGCUAUUCUGCCUUGUAUUCUGCUGCUACGAACGGACAUACAGAUUGUGUGAGAUUGCUGCUGACUGCAGGAGCACAAGUUGAUGCUGCUGAUAAAAAUGGCUUUACACCCUUGUGUUCAGCAGUUGCUCAGGGACAUGUCAAGUGUGCAGAAUUAUUAAUUAUGUAUCAGGCUGAUAUUAACCAUGCUGCUGAAAGAGGACAGACACCUUUGUACCUGGCCUGUAAAAAUGGAAAUAACGAUUGUAUUAAGCUAUUGUUGGAAGGUGGAGCAGAUCGAACAGUAAAAAACAGUGAUGGCUGGUCACCAAUUCACGCAGCAGUGGAUUCUGGAAAUGUUGACAGUCUCAAGCUCCUUAUGUACUAUGGAGAGCCAAACAAUGGGAACACUUUGACUGAUGCACAGCCUAAUUUAGACUACUUUGAUUUGGAGAAGAGAGAAGACAACUGUAGCAGUAGAGUAAAGCCUGUUAUUUCUGCAGAUCUCAUCAAUCAUGCUGACAAAGAGGGUUGGACUGCUGCCCACAUAGCAGCAUCAAAAGGCUUUAAGAACUGUCUAGAAAUCCUUUGUAGCCAUGGUGGACUAGAAGCUGAGAGAAAAGAUAAGUGUAAUCGAACAUUGCAUGAUGUUGCUACUGAUGAUUGCAAACAUCUCCUAGAAAACUUAAAUGCUCUUAAUGUACCUGUAAGGAUUUCAGUCAGUGGCAUUGAACCAGCCCAUUGUGGUACAGAGGAAUUUGAUACAGAAAACACAAUAUGUGCUUUAAAUAUCCGGAAACAGACAUCAUGGGAUGAUUUUUCAAAAGCAGUGAGUCAGGCAGUGACAAACCAUUUCCAAGCAAUCACUUCUGAUGGAUGGAGGAGCCUAGAAGACCUGUCAUUUAAUAGUGCUGCAGAAUCCAACAUUGGCCUCAGUGCAAGCAGUAUAUUAUCUGUCAAACUAGGAAACAUUUCAUGGUCAACAGGUCAGAUUUUUUCCCAACCACCGUGGGACUUUUUGAAGAAGAACAGAGCUGAGCAUAUCACAGUGUUUUUGUUUGGACCUCAAGAAGGCUGCCUAAAUAGUGUCACUUAUGCAUCUAUGAUCCAUCUUCAGACACUUCAGAAUUACCUCCGCCUGGUUGAACAAUACCGUAAUGUCAUUUUCCAUGGUCCAGAAGGAAGUCUGCAAGACUAUAUAGCAUACCAGAUAGCGGUCUGCAUGAAGCAAAAGCAAGUGGCUGCAGGAUCCACAUGUGAAAUCAUUAAAGUUGAAGUGGAUGCUGGUUUCUCCAAGGAGCAGCUUGCAGAACUGUUCAUCAGUAGUGCUUGUCUUGUCCCAGUUAAACAGCCUCCUGUAAGCAAGACAACCAUUGUGAUUUUAGAAAAUCUGGAGAGAGCUUCUUUAUCUGAAUUACUAGGAGAUUUUCUGGCACCUCUUGAGAAUCGCAGUUCGGAAAAUCCUUGCACUAUUCAGAGAGCAAAUGGAGUUUCUGGUGCCUUUUACUUUCAUGAGAACUGCUUUUUACUGGGGACAAUCGCAAAGUGUCAUCUUCAUGGCUCUGACCUGCUGGUUCAGCAGCAUUUCCGUUGGGUUCAGCUCAGGUGGGAUGGGGAACCAAUGCGUGGCUUGCUUCAAAGGUUCUUAAGAAGAAAAGUUAUAAACAAGUUCAGAGGCAAAGUACCUCCUCCAUGUGAUCCUGUGUGCAAGAUCAUAGACUGGAUUCUUGCUGUGUGGCACCAGCUGAACUCUUGCUUAUCACGUCUAGGAGCGCCUGAAGCACUUAUGGGGCCAAAACAUUUCUUCUCUUGCCCUGUGGUGCCAGGGCAUGGCCAAGCCACAGUGAAGUGGAUGUCCAAGUUAUGGAAUGCUGUGAUAGCUCCCAGAGUUCAAGAAGCAAUACUCUCCAGAGCCUCUGUGAAAAGACCAUCUGUACCAGGACAAGCAAUAGCCAAAAAAAACCCUAGCCAAGGACAACAGGCUGUUGUUAAAGCUGCUCUCAGUAUCUUGCUAAAUAAAGCUGUUUUGCAUGGCUGUCCUCUACCCAGAACAGAGCUAGAUAAUUAUAUAGCAGAUUUUAAGGGAGGAAAUUUUCCUUUAUCCAUGGUUUCGAACUACAAAAAUUGUAGUAAGAAGAGAAGUGAGAAUGCUUCUUGGAGAAAAGUGAGCACAAGUCCUCGCAAAAAGUCAGGCCAUUUAUCCUCCCAGUCAUGGAAUAAGCAGGAGACAAAUACUGAAGGUAUAAAAUCUAAAACUAUGUUGCAACCAAACUGUAAGAAAAGAGCUUCUCUCGCCACAAAAUCUUCAGAGAAGGAUCAAUUGAGAACGUUAAAUCUGGAACAAAGGCUGUCCCUUGGUUCUGAUGAUGAAGUAGAUCUUGUGCAGGAACUUCAAAGUAUGUGUUCCAGCAAAUCUGAGCCUGAUAUAAGCAAGAUUGCAGAUUCUAAGGAUGAGCUAUUGAUGUUCAAUAACUCCCAGAACAAUCCUGUAUUUUCAGCAAGUGGCACUAACCCAAGUAAAACAACAGCACAAAAGGAUGGGAUGCGUCCUCUCAGCAGCAGUCGAACUGUGGAAAGCAGCAACAGUAAAUCAAAGACAGAGUUGGGUGUUUCAAGAGUUAAAUCUUUUCUUCCUGUUCCUCGAAGUAAAGUCACCCAGCCUUCUCAGAAUACUAAAAAAAGCAGCAGCAGUAAUACAAGGCAAAUAGACGCAGAUAAUAACACAAAAAGAGAGAUUUGGAAUUUGCACAAAAAAGAACAAAUAGAAAAAUCUAAUAAAUAAACCUGCCUACCAUACAAUUUUCUGUGUUCAUAUAAUCUCUAUUGCAAAGAACCAAGUACUCAAAUAUGUAAAUAUUUUUUAAAAAUAAACUGUUUCCCUGUAAUGUAAAGUUUGUACAGGACCACAGUUUUAUUUCUAUGUAAAUCAGCUGGAAAUUAUAUUGAUUUAAACUUCAGAAAUGGGCAGUUUUGCCACCUUCAUAUAUGUGGGGGUUUUUUCCUUCUUUUAUUAUGAAAAUUACUCAUUUAAAUGAUAAUAUUCAGGGGUAUUACCACAGGAUUCUGUUUGUGUAUAUACUGUACAUAAAUAUAUUCUAUUAACUUCACGUGUUAAACUGCAUUCAGAUGAGUUGCACAAUAUGUACGGCAAUGGCUUAAAGCUAUUGUACUUGCAUUUUAAAGACGUGGUUUUAUCUUCACUUAAUGAAAAAUUAAUGGAAUGUGGCAAUAACUAAAAUGAUUGGAAAUGCAGAUCAAUUACUUUCAGCUACAAGCCAUAUUAAAUAUUUUGUGUUCCCCAUCAUCUGCCUGCUGAAUUGUGAUUUUGUUUCUCCCAAGCUUCUCUUCAUCUAAAAUGUCACAGUUUUCCAUUAUAUCUUUUAAAAAAGGAAAGAGAUUGAGAAAUUAAAAUGCAAUAAAAGUUAUUUUUCUCAGACUCUUAUUCUUUGAUAGAAUUGAAGAAAAUGUGAUCAUUUAUUAACUUAGUUUUUCUUGUAUACUGUAAAAGCUUUUAUAUACUUCAUUAGUGUUUUAAAAGUAUCCAAGAAAUAAUAGUGUUUUACAGAAACAGAUUUUACUGAAAAGGAAUUUGAGCACAAGCUUAACUACAGUAUUAUCAGAGAUAAUGUAGUAGCGAUAACAUGAGUUACUAUGUAAUUAUCAAUUUCUAUUGUGCAUUUAAGAUGUAAUUGCUGUGAAAUGAUACUUGAGUCGCAGUUAAAAUGAAGUCGUCUUCAUUUUUCCCCCCACUACGGAGGUAGAUCUCACGUUCCCACGAGGGAGAGUGCCUACGAAGGGAAUAUUUCCCCAGUCUCUCCUUACAGCAGCUGCAGUGACGCACUUGUGAGCUGUAACACUACGGAACCGCUCGCUGCCUCGAUACCUCACCCGGUAGGCAGAGGGAAGUGCAGAGUUUUGAGAUCAGACUCAAGAUGGGCUAUCAGGAGACGGUUGUGAGACCUAUGGACGGUAACAUGCCUAUAAUUUCCAAAGUAGCAUUUUUCACAAAUUAAGUCUGGAAGAGGAAAGAAUUACCAAACUGUUUCCUAAAGCUUCACUUUAUAUGUAAAACUGUCAUCCCAAACUCAUGUCAAUAAAAUUUUUGU